Mollisia scopiformis is the source of this 1206-nucleotide messenger RNA. RefSeq lists its product as uncharacterized. The transcript has a single exon. The coding region runs from base 1 to 1206 and encodes 401 amino acids. NCBI's taxonomy places the organism in Eukaryota, Fungi, Ascomycota, Leotiomycetes, Helotiales, Mollisiaceae. The record is from RefSeq and is a predicted model, not a curated record.
AUGUCCGCCAGUGGGAGCUCCAGCCCGGAGCCAGCUCCCCGCAAACGCGGACGACCACAAGUAACACCUCUCGAACCCUACCGAGAAACGAUUGUGAAGCUCUUCUCCGAGGACAAUGUCCCCAUCAUCGACAUUGCCCGGCGUCUGAAUAUUGACUUCGGUCUGGACAUCUCUGAACGGACCAUCUCACGAAGACUAACAGCAUGGGGCGUGCCACGAAAGAAGACUCGCGUAGCAGCGACGGAAGAACUUCGCGAUCGAAUUGUCUUCCACUACAACAAGAAUCUGAAUGACGAGCAGAUUGCUGCUGCCUUGCGGACCGAAGGAUUCGAGAUAAAGCCAAGGAACCUUGCAAGAUUAAGGCAGAAAUUGGGCAUGAGAAGGAGGUCGAAAUAUCCCGAAUUCAGAGAAUAUUCAGACGAAGAAGGAGACGCACCAUCUGCACAACUUGCUGCUGAAGCUCCUACUGCCCAAUCAAUACCUCCACUGCCCAAGGUAUCACCAAAGAAACCCAAGAAGAAGAUGAAGACCAAGCACAAUGCGGCAUUGAUCCCGAAGGUUACAGCUUUCGUGGAGAAGUACAUGAGUAACUACGAUGGCUCUCAUGACUUCAAUCACAUUCGCAGAGUGGUGGGACUUGCGCAUCUGAUAUACACGGAGAUCAACAAGGAGAAACAAGCUUCCCCGCCAAUGUUCGACGAGGAGCCAGAGCUGGAUCUACAUGUCAUUACGCUUUCCGCGCUUCUGCACGACGUGGGAGACAAGAAAUAUUUGAAUCCGGGCGAGGAUGGGAACACGCAAGUUCUCGCCACACUGCUGAGUAUGGGUGCGCCUGAAGAGCUGGCUAUCAAGGUGCAAAGGAUCGUUCUGGGUGUAUCUUACUCUUCGGAAAUCAAAGAUCCGGAUGCAGUAAAGGCCAUGAUUCAAAAGUAUCCCGAAUUGGCAGUCGUGCAAGAUGCGGAUCGAUUGGAUGCUAUAGGAGCUGUUGGGAUUGGAAGGACGUUCACAUUCGGCGGAGCCAAGGGCGCCAGAGAGAUGGGAGAAACGAUCCAACAUUUCGACGACAAACUGGAGAGACUAGAAAGCAUGAUGAAGACUGGACCAGGCAAGAAGCUGGCACGGGAACGCACGGAGAGGCUGACUACCUUCAAGAGUUGGUGGGAAGAAGAACAGCGAGGAGCAGAAGGCUUAUUGCGUAGGAAGUGA